GCGCGCUCGAAGCUCGGCGCUUCCUGUUCCGGCGCCAGGAGGAGUCGCGCGCUGCUGGUGCUGCUGCCGCCCCCCGUCUCCGUCGCCGCUGCCGUCGGUCGGGCUGCGCUCAGUUCUUCAGCGCUCAGUUCCCUCGGACCCAUUGCCGCUUCUAGACCUUGCUGCGGGUUCGGAUCUUGCCGGGAAAAUGUCUGAUGAAUUUUCGUUGGCAGAUGCACUACCUGAACACUCCCCUGCCAAAACCUCUGCUGUGAGCAAUACAAAACCCGGCCAACCUCCUCAAGGCUGGCCAGGUUCCAACCCUUGGAAUAACCCAAGUGCUCCACCUUCUGUGCCAUCUGGACUCCCACCAAGUGCAACACCCUCCACUGUGCCUUUUGGACCAGCACCAACAGGAAUGUAUCCCUCUGUGCCUCCCACCGGACCACCUCCAGGACCCCCUGCACCCUUUCCUCCUUCUGGACCAUCAUGCCCCCCACCUGGUGGUCCUUAUCCAGCCCCAACUGUGCCAGGCCCUGGCCCCACAGGGCCAUAUCCUACACCAAAUAUGCCCUUUCCAGAGCUUCCGAGACCAUAUGGUGCGCCCACAGAUCCAGCUGCAGCUGGUCCUUUAGGUCCAUGGGGAUCCAUGUCUUCUGGACCUUGGGCACCAGGAAUGGGAGGGCAGUAUCCCACCCCUAACAUGCCAUAUCCAUCUCCAGGGCCGUAUCCCGCUCCUCCUCCUCCCCAGGCACCAGGGGCUGCACCACCUGUUCCGUGGGGCACUGUUCCACCAGGAGCCUGGGGACCACCAGCGCCAUAUCCUGCCCCUGCAGGAUCAUAUCCCACACCAGGACUCUAUCCCAGUCCCAAUAAUCCUUUUCAAGUGCCUUCAGGACCUUCCGGUGCUCCACCGAUGCCCGGUGGCCCCCAUUCUUACCAUUAAGUUAACAAUGGAUGAAGAGAUGACGCUUUGCUUUUUGAAGUACAUAUAUGUAUAUGCACUUGAAUGCAUAUAUAAAAAUUGCUGUUUCACUAUUCUUAGAGGGCAUUCAUGAAAGAACAACUCUUGCACCUCUCAGAAGAUAUCUGCCUCUUGUGCUUGGAUGUAUAGUACAUCUGAUGGAAACAAUCAGAUAAAAAUGUAAAAGUAAAUCAUUCAAAUGUGAUUUUUAUUCGGUUUUUAUGGAAAGCUAAUUAAGUAUAUUGAAUAGCUCUUUGAUACAAUUUGUUUAAAACAAACUUUCGAUUUGUUUAAAUUAUGAAACUAAAUACUUAUAUUAUCACUUUUUCCCCUAAAUAAACACACUUUGAAAACAA
Messenger RNA from Balaenoptera ricei (Rice's whale), 1299 nucleotides. It is a transcript of the gene MAPK1IP1L, whose product is annotated as mitogen-activated protein kinase 1 interacting protein 1 like. The transcript is spliced from 4 exons. The record is from RefSeq and is a predicted model, not a curated record. The coding region runs from base 188 to 925 and encodes 245 amino acids. Lineage: Eukaryota; Metazoa; Chordata; Mammalia; Artiodactyla; Balaenopteridae.